This is a messenger RNA of Astyanax mexicanus (Mexican tetra), 7076 nucleotides long. RefSeq names its product sprouty related EVH1 domain containing 2a (gene spred2a). NCBI's taxonomy places the organism in Eukaryota, Metazoa, Chordata, Actinopteri, Characiformes, Acestrorhamphidae. Gene Ontology annotation, molecular function: protein kinase binding. The transcript has 6 exons. The coding region runs from base 384 to 1652 and encodes 422 amino acids. The record is from RefSeq and is a predicted model, not a curated record. Gene Ontology annotation, biological process: multicellular organism development; negative regulation of MAPK cascade. Gene Ontology annotation, cellular component: membrane.
UUUUCCACAGACCGAGUCCUGCGCUGCGCUCUGCUCUGCUCGCCUCCACACGAAGGAGCCCAACAUGGAGUAGCAGCGGGCGAUGGGGCCGCCCUCGCCGAGCGCAGCGCGCACAGUCCCGGCCACAGAGCAGCGGACGGGGCGGGAGGACGACGAGCAGCCGGUGGAAGAGGAGGAGGAGGGAGAGGGAGAGAGGAUCGGGGAGGAAAAACGGAGGAAUAACGCGAAAUAAAGCAGGAGAGACGGAGAGAUUGAGAGGGGGAAAGAAAAAGAGAGCGAGAGAGAGAAAGAAAAGAGGAGGAAAAAUGACGCGUGAGCGCGCACGGGAGCGCGCAAUGGGAACCGUGCACUGCUGCUGUAGGUGAAGCCGAGGAGGGGGAAAAAUGACCGAGGAAUCGCAGCAGCCAGACGAUGAUAGUUAUAUAGUGCGAGUGAAGGCCGUGGUGAUGACGAGGGACGACUCCAGCGGCGGGUGGUUGGCUCAGGAGGGCGGAGGGCUCAGCCGGGUCGGAGUGUGUCGAGUGAAUCCGGCUGAUCUGGAGCUCAUCGGGCGAAACGGCUUCCUCAUCUACGGAGAGAGACUCAGAGACAAGCAGGUGAUCCUGAAGUGCUUCCUGAAGAGGGACCUGGUCUACACUAAGGCCACGCCCACUUUCCACCACUGGCGCGUGGACAACAAGAAGUGUGGGCUGACCUUCCAGAGUCCGGCGGACGCCCGGGCCUUCGACCGAGGGGUCAGGAAGGCCAUCGAGGACCUGACUGAUGGUUCCACCACGUCCUCGUCCACUCUGCAGAAUGAGACGGAGCUGGGAGACGACGACGUCUUCACAACGGCGACAGACAGCUCGUCUAACUCGUCCCAGAAGAGGGAGCCCUCCAUGCAGACGCUCGCACCAAUCAGCUUCUGCGAGCCACGCCGACACCACCACUGCAUUCUGGGACAUCUGUACGAGCCACACCGCCACUCCGACCAUUACUUUCUGGACCAGACUUCGCUCAUGUUCCCCCGUCACGUGAGCUUCCCCGCGGAGGAGGAGGAGAUCGUGAGGAUAAACCCGCGUGAGCGAGCCUGGCUGGCGGGAUACGAGGACUACCGCCACGCCCCCACCUCCACGCGAGACAAGCUCCUGCUGCGCCCGGACCCCACGGACGCUUACGUUACCUUCGCCAAGAGCGACGGGCACGAGUACACGUACCCGUACCCGCUGCCCCACAGAGACCCCCACGACCCGGCGCACAACGGCAAGACCGGCAUCGGCGGGGGCGUGGUCACCGCCCAGCCCACGGCCAAGCGGGAGGACGGCGGGCAGCGGCUGCACUGCGUCUACUGCAGAGACGUUUUCAGCCCGACGCAGAACCGGCGCGGGCAGUGCCAGGAGGCGCCGGACCCGGUGGACACGUGCAUACGGCGCGUGAGCUUCAUGUGGUGCGCGGACAGCCUGCUGUACCACUGCAUGUCUGACCCGGAGGGCGAUUACUCGGACCCGUGCUCGUGCGACCCCAGCGAGGAACACUUCUGCCUGCGCUGGACGGCUCUGCUGGGGCUGUCGCUGAUCGCGCCCUGCAUGUGCUGCUACACCCCGCUGCGGGCGUGCCACCGCUGCGCCAUAGCGUGCCACUGCUGCGGGGGGCGGCACAAAGCCACGGGCUGAGGCUGAGCCACGCCCACUCUUUACUACACUUACUAUUAACACACACCAGCAACACGGCCAGGAGCGGAGAAACGAGAUACGGAAACGAGGGUCUGAGAGAUAUAAAUGAACCUGGUGUCUGUUUUAUCUGGGGAGGCCAUAUGCCCACCAAUGCUCAUUGCUAUCUUAAACCCGGCCAACAGUCCAUUUUUACAUUUACUGGAAAAAAAAUAAGAGACCACUUAAAAAUGAUGAGUUUCUUUGAUUUAACCAAAUUGAAAACCUCUGGAACAUAUUUAAGAGGAAGAUCAAAAAGAUGGAUGAUCAAAAGCCAUCAAACCAAAAAAACAAGCUGAACUGCUUGAAUUUUUGCACCAGGAGUGAGUAGCAUAAAUUUAUUCAAAAGCAGUGUGCAAGACUGGUGGAGGAGAACAUGCCAAGAUGCAUGAAAAAACUGUGAUUAAAAAACAGGAUUAUUCCACCAAAUAUUGAUUUCUAAACUCCUAAAAUGUUUAAAUUUAUGAAUAUGAACUUAAUCUCUUUACAUUAGUUGAUGUCUGAAAGAUCUGCAUCUUUUUUUAUUUCUUAGUUAUUUUAUCCAUUUCUCAUUUUCUGCAAAUGAAUGCUUUAAAUGACAAUAUUUUCAUUAGGAAGAUGGAACAAUGUUUAUUUUACUCAAACAUAAACCUAUAAAUAGCAAAAUCAGAGAAACUGAUUCAGAAACUGAAGUGGUCUCUUAAUUUUUUUCCAGAGCUGUAUCUAUGUCAGACGUUCUUUGCUAUCUUGGCAAUGCAGUGCACAAACACAACUUUCAGUGAAUGUGCAGGUCAGUUUCCCCCCGCAAAACACUUGAAUGAACAAUAAAUGUUCAGGUGUCCCAAAACUUCUGUCAGUACAGUGUAGCCAUCAAGUGGUGGCAAAUGCAUACAAAAUAAAUGUAAAUGUAUGUAAAUAUCAGUACACAACUGCUUUCUUUAACUACAAACUAGAAUUGGAUAGAAUUAAGUAACAUUUUUGUAACACAUUUUUAAAUUAAAUCUAUUAUAUUCUUUUCAAUGUUUUCAAUCAAUCAAUCAAUCAAUUAAAUCAAUCAACCAAUCAGAUUCCAGUACACGCCUCCCCAGGUGAAACUGUCCCAGCUCCAGUCGUGCUAAAGCUAAAGCUAAUUGCUGGGUAGAGCUUUGUGAGUUUGUGAGGAACUGUGUGUUUCUCUCCUGGCCUGUUUUUAUUAAUUUGUUUCAUUUUUAUUUUAUUUUAUUUUAUUUUAUUUAGUGUCCCUCAGCUUCUAUGACCACACGAUAAAUUCGUUUAUAUAUUCAUUUAUAUAUUAUAAUAAAGUAUAUAUAUAAAUAUAUAAAUAUAAAUCCAGGUACUUUUAUGUUUUUACGAUAUUAUUCUGCACCGUACGCUCUGGUUCGUUUCCCUCUAUCUGGUUUGUUUUUUCGACGUUUUGAGUGUUUGAGUUUUGUUUUUGUUUACUUGUUUUCUCGUUGUUUAUUCAUUGUUUUACUGUUUUACGGCCCUGGCUUGCCAAAACUGACUCUGAGGUGGGCGGAGCUCUCCUGUCUGAGGCACUUAACCUACGUGUAGACCCCGCCCCUCCCCCUAUCCAAUCGGAACUGACAAAUCUAUAUGUGAGUGUGUGUGUGCGUGUGUGUGGUGGGGGUCAUUAUCAAAAUACUGUGCCUUUUGACCCGCAAAAAAAAAAAAUGAUAGAAAAUUAUUAUUUUGCCUAUUUAUCACAUUUAUAAGCAUUCAGAUUACACAGAAAUAUAAAUAUUUUCUAGUUUAUUCAAUAUAUGGCCCUUGUUUCUGAGUGUAUCCCUUGAAACAGUGAAGUGCUUUCCUAAAGAAUUGUGAAAAUCCUUAAAGCUCCUGAUACAGAUAUAGCUAUAGAUACAGUAGUGGAGCGCUAAAGUUCAGCAACCUAACUGCUGCUGGAUUACUAGUUAACUUUAGGGCUUUAUUAUUGCAUGUCAUUAGAAAGGGAAAGGUGGUCCAGCAACUAAUUAUCAUUGUUCAUUCCCUAAUUUCUCUGAAAUGGGGAGCUGAAAAUAGCUUUUAUUAGAGAUUAUUAUAUUUUUCAUUCCACCUUAGAGCGGUUAAAAUGGACUAUAUAUAUUUUCUGAUCGUUUGAGGCUAAAUGCAAAAAUAGUAAAUUGGAUGUAAAAACUCAUUUUUUAAUAUUUUUUUAAAUGUAGUUUAGUGUACAAGAAAUAACUUUUCAUCUAUUUUUCCCAUUUUAGUUUUUGGAUCUAUGCCCCUCAUAAUCUGAAUUUCAGGAAAAAGAAAAAAAUAUAUACCUUUUUUAUCUGAUUUUUCCAUUUUUGCAUUUGGCAAAUCUGAAUUUCAGGAAAAAUGAAAAAAAAAAAAAAAAUCAGAUAUUUUUUCUGAUUUUUCCAUUUUUGCAAUUUGCAAGAUGGAUUAUACCAUCAGAUUUGUGUUAUAAGAUACAAAAAUGGACAAAUCUGAAAAAUCGAGAUAAUUUUUUUUCUUGAAUAUUUUAUAAUUAAUAAUUUGUAUGAAAACCCAUUUUUUCUCACUAUACUGAAUAGAAAAAAAUAAAGAUUAAAUUUUAUACCCAAUUUUAUAUAUUUGAAUUUAGCUUGAUACAUUUAGAAAAUUAAACUGCUAAACGUCACACUGACCGUUCUUUAUCUGUUUGAAAGACAUUCUAAUUCCCAAAAUUUCUACAAUUAUUUUAAUAAUUACUGUGAUCUCUUAAUUGCCACGACAGAAUGGACAGUUUAAGCUACUGUAAAUAUGGAGACAAUAUGAGAAAUAUUUAAAAGUGAAAUUGAUAUAUGGUUAUUUUCAAAAUUUGCAGCAGCAUGUGUCUUUAGUCUCUUAAAAAUUAAAAAUAAAACAAAGUUAUAAAGGCUGUGAUGUCACUGACGAUAUCAAUGGUUACUUUCUACGUAAAAAGGGGUGGAGUUAUCUUAAAGUGACAGGAUGGAUGCAGAAUUCACUUUAAAAUCGAUUGAUAUGUUUACAAGAAUAAAUUAAUGUAUAGGGAAUUAAAUGAAAAGCUUAUAUUGUUUAAAACCUAAAAAAUGCGUUAUUUAACCUCUUAAGUUACUGUAAAUAUAAAAAUACCUAAAAACAAACCCCUUUAUUUCAAAGAAACUGUAUAAAACGUACAAAAGCACCACAAUAAGGUGAAGGAUGGCAUUCCUCCAUAUGUGUGAUAAUGAAAUAAAGUAAUCAUUCAGAGAAAAGCUUGAGAAUCAAGCACUAUAACAGUUUUUAUAUAAAAUUAAAACCGAUUUUAACAACGCUGCGGACCCAAAAGGCACGUUAUAUUGAUGUUGACCCAUUUCUAACAAUGCUAAAGAUGAAAGAAUGGGGAGUUGAAGCCUGAAUGAAGCUGAAUUGUGAAGCGAGUGUGUGUGUACAGUGUGUAUUUGGUUAACAGCCUAUUACAUUGCAGUCAAACUGUGUUGUAAAUGUAUAAAUGUGUGUGUGUUGGUUUGGGAGUGUGUGUGUGUGUGUAUAAGAGUGUAUGCAGCCGUAUUUACACUGUGUACGUUCGGAACUGAGAAACCAGCCUCAAGUUAAAGGGAUACUCCAGUGUUUUUUGACCUAUUUUCUAUCUGGAACAAACUAAACACAGUAUUUAGCGUUAGCCUUCAGCUAAAUACCACAGACAAUCAAUCGAUAAUCAAUAAAUCUAGAAAACCUUCAUUUAAGACUCCUAAAACUGCAAAAGCAGCAAAAUUGCAAUAAUUUCUACAGGAUUCACCUUAAAAACAAUAUUUCCCCUCAGCAAAUUUGCACUGAGUUCAGCUAAUGUACUUUGUAGUUAGUUAGCUAGCUAGCUAGCAUGCUAAUCACUGCGUGCUAAGUUAGCACUUUAGCUAACCCACAGCUGUUAUAGAUCAUUUUAUUAUACUUAAAUUCAGUGUGUGGUGAGUUUAUAAUUACAUUAAAUAUGUUAAUUUAAUUUUAUUAUGUUUAGCCAGCCUGCUAAUUGCUAGUUAAUUGCUAGCUAAUAGCUGGCUAGAUCACCAGUUUAAGCUACGCUAACUAUUAUUAAUGUUGUGUUUUUUCCCCUAUUUGUUGCCUCAAGUUAGCUAUAAUAGUUAUCAUGCUAGUUAUCACCGAAUUUAACCACUAUUUGGAGACUAGUUUCUGGUUUUAGCCUCUACUAAAAUUAAAACUAAGUUUGGCAAUUAAAUGAACAUAAUUACCGCAUUUAUUGUGCAGUAUUUGCAGUAAAUUAACCAGAAUGGGUUUCAGAAACAAAACUUAGCAUCCUAGCAAGUGAAAUUGCUGAAAAAGGUGACUUUCUGUAGAAAAAUAAAAGUGUGGCCACAACUUAUUAAAGCAUGGUAAUGUGGAAACAGCCUGGGAGUGACUUAUCAAGAGAUCCUAAUUUGUGGCCACGACUUAUAAAGGUGAGGGAAUUAAAUUCUAAUGCCUGGCCACACUUAAUUAUGGCAUAGCAAAAAUAAGGAUUUCACUUUCAUUUUCUUAUUAAAGUGAGGUAUUGAAUUCCUAAUGCGUGGCCACACCAUAAUUCUUUGUCAUCUUAUCAUUCUGUGGCCAGGCAUUAGGAUCUCAUUACCACGCUUAAUAACACAUGGCCAAGAUUUAUUGUGGGGUGAAAACAGGAUCUCAGUGCGUGGCCACAUCUUAUUAUGCUGUAAUAUGGGAAUGGCAUGGGAGUGUUUUAUCAAAAGAUCCUAAUUUGUGGCCAUGACUUAUUAAGGUGAGUGAAUAAAACCCUAAUGCUUGGCCACUCCAUCUCAUUCCCUCACCUUGUCAUGUCAUGGCCACAAAUUAGGACCUCUUGAUAAGUCACUUCCAGGCCAUUCCCACAUUACUAUGCCUUAAUAAGUCUAUAUGUUAUUAGGCAUAUGGGAACGAGAUCCUAGAUUGUGGCCACAACUUAUUAAAGCGAGGGAAUGACAUCCUAAUGCUUGGCCACGGCAUAAUAAGAAAUUUACACUAGCUUUAAAAGGAUUUCACUUGCUAAAAUAUAUAUAUAAAAUAUAUAUUUUUAAUAUAUAUAUAAAAUAUGUAUUUUUUAGAGAUGAGGCCGAAAAGCGUUGGAGUGUCACUUUAAUGGAAUCUUUAAUCUACAGGAUGAAAAACAAGGUGUCGUUUUGUUAUUUUGCCUUCGUGUCUAAAAGCACAGCGCUGAUUUCGGGCGUGUUCCAACACUUCGGCUGACCUCCUGAGACGCGUCCGAAUCUUGCAGCCUGAAUAAAAACUCCCAGCCAAUGGGUGGACUGCGACAGUGUUGUCAGGACGAUGACUGUGGGUUCUGUACAUUAUUAAUGUCUCUCUCUCUCUCUCUACGUCUGUUUCUUGCCAGCUUCUGCAAUAAGUGUGUCCGUCGUGUCUCAAUAAUGAGAGAGCAAAGAAAUGCAGUUAUAUUUUUCUAAUAAUAUGGACCCCACUGUUCAAAUAUGUUGAAAUAUUAAAGAAAAAGUGCCUGAA